AUCAAUUAACCUGAACCGCGGUAAACAGAUUUUUCAUAAAACUACAAAAAUUCGUUGUUUUUCUUUUUAAAUGAAAACAUAACCAAUUUUUUCACAGAUUUGAAAACAUGAAAUGUCUCCUAAGUGGCUCCAAUUCGCGAAUCUUCGCCAAAGCCAUUCAAUCCUUGGCCAAAUUUGGAACCGAUCUCUACAUCGUAGCCGACGAAAAUGGCUUUCAAUUGCGUUCCAUUAACCCCAACAAAUCCGCAGUUGGAACAUUUAAAUUCUUCAUAAGAUUCUUCGAUACCUAUGAUGUCUCUGAGGGGUCCAGUGAUGACGAGAACUGCUGUCGCAUCUCGAUGAAGGCGAUUUUGGGGGCUUUUAAGAGCAUGAAGCAGGUGGAGACUUGUACAAUUCAAAUAGAACCUUCACGAUCGAAGCUUUUGGUUCAGAUGAAUUGCAAACACGAAACAGUGAAGCAUUUUAUCAUAUCAAUCAUCGAUGAUGACAGCGUCACGGCGGAUGUUCCAAUGGACAACUUUCCUAAUUUAAUUGGUGGCUCAUAUAAGAUAUUUCAGGAAAUCGUUUCGAACUUCCAAACCGCGGAGGAGGAAAUCACUUUCGAAGUGCGGACAGAUAAAGUAAACGUCAAGAACUACGUGGAGGGGUCACUAGUCAAUGAUAAGUUCAUGAGAUCCCAGUUGAAGCUCACGUCUGAUGAGUUCGAGGAUUACAACAUUUCGGAGCAAACCUCCGUCACGUUCUGUCUCAAGGAGUUCAGAGCAUUCCUCAUGUUCUCAGAGGCUCUGUUUGAAAAUCUUAAUAUCAAAUUCCGGGACGCUGGAAGUCCGAUUGUGUUUGUGAUUGAGAAGACCAACUUCUUCGAGGGAACCCUCAUUAUGUCCACUUUGUCGCCCGAUGAAGUCACAAUGUGUGAAGACACUAAUUCAAGAGAGAUCACCGAGAGCUUCCUCUCGCGAUCGAGGACUCAAAAACCUGCCCCCAAACGAAAGGCAACUGCCAAGAAAGUUCCACCAGAGAAUAAGAGGCUGAAUAGCACAAGCAUGGCUCGCAGUAGGGCACAAGAGGAGUUGGCAAGUUCCGAUGAUUCGUCGAUCUUCCGAUUCGAUAGGCAGUCAGUGGAUCCUCCCAGAAAUGAACCAUCGACAGCGAAAAGUAUAGAACAGCCGCGAGUUCCAAGUCUGAGUGGUGUUCCAUCUCAAAGGAUAGACUCUGAUGUCACAUUUUCUGAGGCUGUGGAAAUGGAAACCAAUGCGCCACGUUCGGAGAGUGAAGUUUUCGUGACUUUCGUCGAAACUGAAGAAAAUCAACCGCAAAACGAAGAAAUAGCUCAGUCGCCUGGAAACGGGGAUGCCAAUCGAAAAGGACUGCGUUAUAUUUUCUCCAGAUGCUUCGAGGCGACGUAUGUGCCGCGAGAACCUUCUCCCACCGACUCGAUGUAUGUUCCUGACUCAGAUGAGGAGAAUUGAUUGAAAAGCAAGAACUAUUUUAUUUUUAUUUAAUAUUUAUUUCGGGAAUAAAGUUCGCCGUGAGAAUA
This is a messenger RNA of Eupeodes corollae, 1537 nucleotides long. It is a transcript of the gene Rad9, whose product is annotated as cell cycle checkpoint control protein RAD9A. The record is from RefSeq and is a predicted model, not a curated record. The transcript is spliced from 5 exons. Gene Ontology annotation, cellular component: checkpoint clamp complex. Gene Ontology annotation, biological process: mitotic intra-S DNA damage checkpoint signaling; DNA replication checkpoint signaling; cellular response to ionizing radiation. Bases 108 to 1469 code for a protein of 453 amino acids. Lineage: Eukaryota; Metazoa; Arthropoda; Insecta; Diptera; Syrphidae.